Messenger RNA from Coffea arabica (coffee), 3224 nucleotides. RefSeq names its product pentatricopeptide repeat-containing protein At1g11290, chloroplastic-like. Gene Ontology annotation, biological process: RNA modification. Gene Ontology annotation, molecular function: protein binding; RNA binding; zinc ion binding. The record is from RefSeq and is a predicted model, not a curated record. Lineage: Eukaryota; Viridiplantae; Streptophyta; Magnoliopsida; Gentianales; Rubiaceae.
UGAUGGCAUCUGCCCACCCAUUGCCUCCGCCACUCUUUCACACCCUUCAAACAGCCUUUUCCCCAAAUUCAGCAACAAAGGCGUGAAUAUCUUACACUUAAAUGACUCCCCAUCUCCUAGCGUCCUCAACCACGCCUUUAUCCUACUCCCUCCCAUCUUUUCCCUCACAACGCACGCACUACAUUCCCUCUCAUGUAUACAAACACCCCACUGCAAUCCUUCUCGAGCUCUGCACUUCCAUGAAAGAGCUCCAACAAUUCCUCCCACUGAUCAUAAAAAACGGCCUCUACAAGGAGCAUCUUUUCCAGACUAAGCUCAUUAGUUUGUUCUGUAAAUUCGGUAGCCUAACCGAUGCUGUGAACGUGUUUGAACUGGUAGAAGAUAAAGUUGAUCCUAUGUAUCAUACCAUGCUCAAAGGGCAUGUUCAUCAUUCGUCCUUGGCUUCGGCUUUGUGGUUUUAUAGUGGGAUGAUAAGUGAUGGGGUUUUGCCGGUUGUUUAUAAUUUUAGUUACUUGCUUAAGUCUUGUGCUGAUAAUUUUAAUGUUAAGGCGGGGAAAAUGAUUCACGGGCAGCUGAUUGUUAAUGGGUUUUCGAGAAAUGUGUUUGCGAUGACGAGUGUUGUUAAUAUGUAUGCGAAAUGUGGGGUCAUUGAAGAUGCUUAUAAGAUGUUUGACAGAAUGCCUGAAAGGGAUUUGGUUUGCUGGAACACUGUUAUGGCUGGGUAUGCGCAGAAUGGGAUGUUGAAGAGGGCUAUGGAAUUAUUUUUGCAGAUGCAAGAGGUGGAGGGACAUAGGCCUGAUGAGGUUACUGUUGUCUCUAUCCUGCCUGCUUGUGCUAAUUUUGGGUCUUUGAAGAUGGGGAUGUCGAUUCAUGGGUAUGUGACAAAGAGUGGACUUGAGUCGUUUGUGAAUGUUGAGACUGCUUUGGUUGAUAUGUAUGCAAAAUGUGGCCAAGUAGGGACUGCACGUUUGGUUUUUGAUAGGAUGACUUACAAGACUGUUGUCUCGUGGAACACUAUGAUCGAUGGAUAUGCGCAGAGUGGAAACUCUGAAGAGGCCUUGAAACUUUUUGAUGGAAUGUUGGAUGAAAAGUUGAGACCGAGUAAUGUUACUGUUAUGGCUGCUUUAACUGCAUGUGCUGAUUUGGGUGACCUUCAUCGUGGACAGGAAAUUCAUGCGUUGAUUAACCAAUUGGAACUUGGUUCUGCUGUUUCAGUAAUUAACUCUUUGAUUUCCAUGUACUGCAAAUGCAAACGAAUUGAUAUUGCUACUGAAUUAUUUGAAAAGUUACAAGGAAAAACUAUUGUUUCAUGGAAUGCUAUUAUUUUAGGUUACGCACAAAAUGGGCAUGUGAUCAAAGCUUUGAGUCUCUUCUCUGACAUGCAAAUGCAGAAUGUAAAAGCUGAUUCAUUUACAAUGGUGAGUGUAAUUACUGCUCUUGCUGAGCUAUCAGUAUUACGCCAAGCAAAGUGGAUUCAUGGACUUGCUAUAAGAAACUAUUCAGACAGGAACAUUUUUGUUAUGACUGCUCUUGUGGACAUGUAUGCAAAAUGUGGAGCUGUUCACACAGCAAGGAAGCUAUUUGAUAUGACGGAUGAUAAGCAUGUAACUACAUGGAAUGCUAUGAUAGAUGGGUAUGGGACCCAUGGGUUUGGAAAGGAAGCUGUAGAAUUGUUUGAUGAAAUGCAAAAAGGACAUACAAAACCAAACCAGGUGACAUUUUUAUCUAUUAUAUCAGCUUGCAGCCACUCAGGCUUUAUAGAGAAGGGGCGGCAAUAUUUUACCAUCAUGACGGAAGAAUAUGGCUUAGAGCCCUCCAUGGAUCAUUAUGGAGCCAUGGUUGACCUGCUUGGUCGAGCUGGGAUGCUUGAUGAGGCUUGGGGCUUCAUUCAAUGCAUGCCAGUUAAGCCAGAAAUCAAUGUCUAUGGAGCCAUGUUGGGGGCUUGCAAGAUUCAUAGAAAUGUAGAUUUCGGUGAGAUGGCAGCAGAGAAACUCUUUGAGUUAGGCCCGGAUGAUGGAGGAUACCAUGUAUUACUGGCUAAUGUAUAUGCUACAGCUUCAAUGUGGGACAAAGUGGCCAAGGUGAGAAGUUUGAUGGAGAAGACGGGGAUUCAGAAAACCCCCGGGUGCACUUUGGUGGAUCUGAAGAAUGAGGUUCAUAGUUUCUACUCUGGGAGCAUUAAUCAUCCACAAUCCAAAAGAAUCUACUCUUACCUUGAAAAAUUGAUGGAUAAGAUUAAAGCAGCUGGCUAUGUUCCUGAUACUAAUUCUAUUCAUGAUGUGGAGGAUGACGUCCAGGAGCAGUUGCUCAAUAGCCACAGUGAGAAGCUUGCUAUUGCUUUUGCACUCCUAAAUACAAGUCCUGGUACACCAAUCCAUAUCAGAAAGAAUCUUCGAGUAUGUGGUGACUGUCACAGUGCAACGAAAUACAUCUCUCUUGUAACCAAAAGGGCAAUUAUUGUACGUGAUAUGCGUAGGUUCCACCAUUUCAAGGAUGGAACCUGUUCUUGUGGGGAUUAUUGGUGAUCUGCCCUAACAGUUAGAGCUCAAAUCCUGUUAAUAUGGGGACCUUCAUGGUCAAGACGAGAGAUUUAUGACGAAACAUUUUUACCAUUUUUACAAGGAGACCCAUAAAGGUGAGGACUGGGCCCCUCAACUGCUGGAAGUACAUAGUGUGAACAACUUUUACGUUCAAAGGCUGCCCUCUAAUUCCAUGACAAUUAAUAUCGUACAGGUUGCUGAGAUUAUUUCUUCUCCUUACUCGUAUACUUGUCAGGUAGCAUUCUUGAUCUACUCGUGUAAUCAAAAACAAAGAAAAAAUUCUUGCAUCAUGGCAUCAGCAUAUUGGAAGAUUGAGUUGGGGUGAGGCAGAAUUCUGCAUCAACAGUCCUACUAGCUAGAAAGCUAGCUAACCUUUCUGAACAUGUUCAGUUAUGGUUGUUGUAGUUAGUUCAUUGUAUAUGUCUAUAUAAUUUGAACUGCUAAAGCAAAGCCCUAGGUUAAGAUGUACUUAUAUCUGAUCUACGUUGAAACAGUUUCUUGUGAAGAAUAUCACACAUAAUAUGCAAUUGUGUGAGCCAUACUUGGGCCUGUUCACUGUUGCUUAUUGGUACUAGGAUCUAGGUCUGGUGUUACAUUACUCAACUGACCCAAGCUAGGAGUUUCUGUGUACAGCACCAAACUUACUGAGAAAUAGACAUUGCUUGACCCUGUCUUUGCGAUGCU